AUGACAUUCACUCGCUCUGUCACGCAGCUGCUGCGCUCCUCCCGGGUCGCCGGCCAGACCUACGGCGGCAACCCUGUCCUCAGAGCUUUCGGCCACGACAGACUGGCUGCGCGUCACUAUGCAGCUGUCUACCAGCGGAACAAGCCCCAUGUAAACAUUGGCACGAUUGGCCACGUUGAUCACGGAAAGACGACACUAACCGCAGCCAUCACGAAACGACAGGCCGAGCAGGGGUUCGCCAAAUACCUCGACUAUGGCUCUAUCGACAAAGCUCCGGAGGAGCGGAAGCGUGGUAUCACCAUCUCGACCGCUCAUAUCGAAUAUGAAACUCCCAACCGACACUACUCGCACGUCGACUGCCCUGGUCACGCCGAUUACAUCAAGAACAUGAUCACAGGUGCUGCAAACAUGGACGGCGCUGUCAUCGUUGUGGCUGCCGGUGACGGACAAAUGCCGCAAACUCGAGAGCAUCUUCUGCUCGCCCGCCAGGUCGGCGUCCAGAAAGUUGUCGUUUUCAUCAAUAAGGUGGACACAAUCGAAGACAAGGAAAUGCUUGAACUCGUCGAGAUGGAAAUGCGCGAGCUCCUGACUUCCUACGGCUUCGAGGGUGACGAUACCCCCAUCAUCUUCGGCUCCGCCCUCUGCGCCAUCGAAGACAAGAAGCCCGAGAUCGGUGUUGACCAGAUCGACAACCUCCUCAAAUCAGUCGACGAGUGGAUCCCCACACCCGAGCGAGAUCUCGACAAGCCGUUCAUGAUGUCCAUCGAAGAGACCUUUUCGAUAGCCGGCAGAGGCACAGUCGUCUCCGGCCGUGUCGAGAGAGGCACCUUGAAGAAGGAUUCCGAGGUCGAGGUCGUGGGAUACAUGGACACCCCGAUCAAAACCAAGGUCACCGAUAUCGAGACCUUCAAGAAGUCUUGCGACGAGUCUCGAGCUGGCGACAACUCCGGUCUGCUACUGCGAGGCGUCAAGCGUGAGGAUGUUCUAAGAGGCAUGGUCGUUGCUGCACCAGGCACAGUCAAGGCUGCCAAAGAGGCACUCGUGUCUAUGUAUGUUCUGAGCGAGGAAGAAGGUGGCCGCAAGACAGGUUUCUCGGAAGCUUUCAGACCGCAGGCUUUUAUUAGGACAGGUGAUGACGCCUGUGAGUUCAAAUGGCCAGAGGGCACCGAAGAUACCACCAAGCUCGUCAUGCCUGGCGACAACGUCGAGAUGGUCAUGAAGCUCCUCAAGCCAAUCGCCCUUCAGAGUGGCGACCGCUUCAAUGUGAGAGAGUCGGGCAAGACUGUGGCCACAGGUCUGGUUACUCGAGUCAUCAAGUGA
This is a messenger RNA of Cyphellophora attinorum, 1320 nucleotides long. Its product is annotated as Elongation factor Tu, mitochondrial. Gene Ontology annotation, biological process: mitochondrial translational elongation. The record is from RefSeq and is a predicted model, not a curated record. Gene Ontology annotation, cellular component: mitochondrion. Gene Ontology annotation, molecular function: GTP binding; translation elongation factor activity; GTPase activity. The coding region runs from base 1 to 1320 and encodes 439 amino acids. The transcript is spliced from 4 exons. NCBI's taxonomy places the organism in Eukaryota, Fungi, Ascomycota, Eurotiomycetes, Chaetothyriales, Cyphellophoraceae.